GAUUUUGUUUGAUUGAUCUGUUGGAUUUGAAAUAUUUUAUUCAAAGCUUAUUGAUUUCUUUGAAUGGCCCAGGAAGCAGUCAAAAGUUCUUUGUGGGAAAUAACUGAUAAUACGUGAUGUGCGUUUUUGAUUUUACACGGAAACAAGACAACUUUUGAAAACAUAAUUCAAAAUUAUCGAAGGAGUGGUAGAUUUGACACAAGGUAAGGCAUUCAGUGUGAAAUUGAUAGCAUCAUUUGCAACCAGUGGCUGAGUUUUUUUCAAGAAUGGGUUAUUCUCUUCUGGGUAUGAUUACUGCAGUAUAUUGCACUUUCAAUUUAAAAUGAUAAUUUAGUUUACACAAUGGACUUGUCACAUCUAUUUUUGGAAAGGAAGUGUAAAAGGUAUUGCUUUGUCCAAGUUGGACAGGGUAGAGACAUAAAGUAGCAGUUGAGAUGGACAAUUUGAUAUUGAGAGCUGGGCACAUUUACCUUUCAUGUAUCUUUAACAACAUGAAAACAGUUUGCUGCCAACUCAGUCAAACCAAAACAUUUACAUUGUUAUGAUAGUAGUAAGUGAACUGCAGGCUUGAAUCUGCAUCUAUAACAAACUAGGCAAAUGUGACUAAUCCAUUAAACACUAAAUUUGUGGUAUUAAUUUUUCUUUCUAUAUAGUUUACCUAACUAGUAUGAUUCUGAGUUUUAACAACACCCACUUGAUUUAUUAGAAUUCUUGUCCAUCAUUGAUGUCAAGACUUGUUUUAGAAGCUUUUGCAGGAUGCUAAUGCCAAAAUGGUUUUGAUUUUUGAUUUAGGUAUUUAAGGACAGGUGAAGUGUUGGUAGAAUAUUUAUUUAAACACAAAAAGACCUCUUCUAAGAGCAAAUAGAAUGCCACACAGAGGGUAGUAUCAGUUUUCAAGAUAAUUAUUUAUUACUUGUGGUUCUAUGCAAUCACUACAGCUUUUGCACAGAAGGGACUAACCUAAUAGUUAUGAAAAAGUGAUUGAAGUUCCCAUGGACAGGGCUGUGGUCUAAGACAAAUUAUGAAGAGCCCAAAGGCUACUGAAAUCCUGUGUGCCCAGCACUUUGAGCUUAUAUCAUGCAAAAAUAAGUUUUUCGAGUUGCACAAAGGGAAAAGUUAAGUGCCUCUGGCACCCAUACACCUCUAGAGCACAGUCCUGCAUGGGGCACCCACUUCUGUUCCAUGGAAGCCUGGUGUAACUAAGCUGACAUAGUGUCGUGUAGCCCGCUGGUAGUUCACCAUAUCUGCAGAUUUAAAACAAAUCAGUCUGUGCUAGUCAUUUCCAACUUGAGCGAUGUAGUUGUAUAGUGGAUUUUGUGCUUUUUUAACAAUUCACCAGAGAAUAUAAUGUAAAGUUAACAGAUUGGUAAACAAAAUAUUUAUUGAAAACUUGUCUUCACUGGCCAUGAAUAAGUGAUGACAAUUGGUUUGCAAAUAGCUUGCAUUGAAAACAGGCCUGCAUGCAGUGUAAUUUUCACAGUCUAUACUCUUUUCUACUAUAGGUCUUAAACAAUAUACUGUAGCAUUUAAGUAUGUGGUUGGCAAAUUAAGAAGACAGUACAAUUUUAUCCAAUGUGACAAGCUUGCGAUGUCUUUGACACAAAUUGCUUUGUGCAAAUCAAGCUUUUACAACUGUACACAAUGUUGUAGAAUGAGAGGAACAAAAGUACAAAUGGAAGAAUGGCUAGUCCCCAUGUGAUAUUAAUGAUAAUCAUGUAAAUACGACACAAAGAAUGUGGAUUGCCAUAGAAUUUUGAGGCAUGUGUUAGUUAAUACCCUACCACAAUCAUAGCAUUAGGUGAUGUUAUAUAUGCAAAGCUAUACAAAAUCUUUGCGUGGCACAAGCAGCAAACACUUGUUCUAAAAGAGGUAGGAGACAAAUUUGAAGUGUCUAAAUUGGUCUUUAUCACAACAUACUGAAACACUAGUUAUUCCUGCAAUUACAGUUAAUCAAAUUGAAAUAACAGUGAAACCUCUCUGUUGGACACCUGUCUACUAUAUAAAUACCUCUGUAGUAGACAGUUACAUGUAGUCUACAAUAUGAACACCUCUGUAAUAUGAAUAAUUAACAAUCAUUCCACGAGCAUGCAUUGGACAUGAGAUGGUAGAUAGCCAAUAAGGCGUGUAGCACUUAGUUGGCUAUAAUUAUUUCAUAUCCAACAAACGCAAGGGAAAUAAUUGUCUCACUAAAAAGUCCCCUAAAUACACAAAACUAAACUUAGUCUAAUAAAAAUAAAAAUAAAAAUGCCCCCAAAAAUUACUCUUAUGUAUACCAUAUUUCUAGAGUAUGGCAUAAUGGCUCGUAUACUGAGAUGGCUAAGCCAAUGAAACUCUUGAUUUGCAUUAUCCAAUGAUUUAGUUUUUAAUAAUGGAUACCAUAUGACUCUGCUACAUAUAGCAAUAUUAUUUACUAAACGUUUUCAGUGCUUUUAAUAAGAUUUGAAGCAGGUGUCUGCUCUACUGCAGCACCUGUUGACGAGCACUAAGAGAGGUCCACAACAACUUCCUCUCAAGGGCAAAUUUUUUCAAGAAAAUGCUGGUGAUUCACAACACAAAACCCACCAGAGCUUGGAUGCAUGCCUGACAGGUCUUUAAUAUUGAAUACAUUGCGAUGCAGGGAGACAGUAAAGUGUGUGGAUAGAAGAUGACAUUAUAGUAUAUAUCUUCUGCCUAUGAUUUUAACAUACUGUUAUAGCAUUUUUAUUGCAUAUGUUCACUCUUUUUAGUGCUCUAAUAUUUUGUCUUGUCAGUCAAAUACUCUGCAGAUUUCUUAGUUAAUUCUGCUGUCUUAAUGUUUUCUUGCUUUUCUAAUUAAUUUACUCCAUUUGAAUAGACUGCUUUCAAGUUGCUUUUAUUUUAAGCUCAAUGUCAAAACAGGUUUUGUGUAUUUAACUAAAAAGAUUCAUGAAAAAUGUAUUUCACCUAACUCAUUCAUUUCCAUGCAAUCCAAAGUUCUCCAGUCUGACUCGUUUUAAACUGUGAAGGCAAAAGGUAUCUUGUAAAUAGCCUAAUUGUUUUGACCGAAUGAAAUAUACACUUUUCUCUUGUAUUUGGAUAAUUUGCAAGAAACAAUAUAGGCCUAUUACAGCCUCUGAGAACCUUUUGGAAUGAUCUCACAGCUGUAUAAUAUUAAAGAUGCUCUUGUCUACCUCAAACCUUUCUUGCCCUUCAGUGUCUGAUUUGUAGGGGUUCAACUAAUUGUACAGUUUGUAAGUUUGUUUUGUGGCAAAGUUUGGUCAACAAUGUGACUGUUAACAUUCAUAGUGUCACAGUUUGUUAAUGUGGUAAACAUAUCUCCAGUUUCUCUAGCAUAAAGCACUAGUUUUUACCAUAUACAUGUGUAUUGCCAGCUCAAACUGUUUAAUUUUGUUUUUAGCGGACACUGCAUUACUUAUUGGAAAUCUAUCGCGGAGCAAGGCCAGUAAUGAUAAUGGUGAAGAGGAUCGAAGCUUACCCCUCGGAGGAAGUCCAUCAGCUCAAGAUGAUGCAGAGGGUAAUUUUAAAUUUGAUGGAUCCAGCUCAAGGAAUUCGACCCCACUUGUCAAGUCAGACAAGAGGGAUAGAGAUAAAGAGAGAUUGCAGCAUCUGGAGAAGAAACUCUCACAGACUGAAAGAUCUCCUAACUUUCCAAGGAAGACAACCAAGGAGUCUUUCAAGGCCAUGAAAGAGAGUUACAGACAAGAACAGAAGCGAAGAAUAAAGGAGUUAUCAAGUGCAUUGAAGGACCCUUCAGUUAUUAUUCUUUCAUCUUGGCUCAAGGUGCGUGGUACACUGAAAGGUUGGGCUAAGUUCUGGUGUGUUGUGAAGCCGGGAAUGCUGCUUAUUUACAAAAGUGCAAAGCAUGGCCAGUGGGUGGGUACUGUGCUCUUGACUGGUUGUGAAAUUCUGCAGAGGCCAUCCAAGAAAGAAGGAUUUUGCUUUAAGAUCUACCAUCCCCUGGAGCACUACAUUUGGUCAACAAAGGGUCCCAAGGGGGAGUUAGCAGGGUCAAUUGCUCAACCCAUGCCUAAGGAUCAUCUAAUCUUACGGGCAGAUUCAGAAUCUGAUGGUCACUGUUGGCUGGAUGCAUUAGAGGUUGCUCAAAACCAGGGAUACACCAUUCAAAAGGACAACAAGGGAAUGUUAAGUGAGCUCUAUGGAAAAGAUGACAAGGAAGACAGAGACGAUGAAAGUGGGAUUCCAGGCAUUCAAGAUCAGGAUGAUGAUAGCAAUGACGCCAUGGAUAAAUCAGACUCUGAGAAUGAAUUGGAUGACACUAUAGGACCACUGGGUAGAGAAGGUGAUGAUGAGGUGGAAGAAGGACCUAUCGUAGAAACAGUUUACAUCAGCGAGAAGGGAGAGGAGUAUUUAGGACAGGAAGGUGAGGCAUUGGAGGAGAUUGAAGAUGAAAACAAGAGUAUUCUUUGGGCACUUCUCAAACAGGUUAAACCAGGAAUGGAUCUUUCCAGAGUAACUUUGCCAACCUUCAUUCUGGAACCCAGGUCAUUUCUUGACAAACUGUCUGAUUUCUAUUUCCAUGCUGAUAUUCUGUCGAGAGUGGGAAGUUUGUUGUAUUUGAUUUUAGUUGCAUGGCAUAGCUCCCAGGAGUCUCCUGUUUCUGUUGUGUCUUGUAUAGUGUAUUUUGUUGUGGGCAAAAAGCCCUUUUUGUUUGUCAUUGUUGCCUGGCACUUUUGAACUUGUUAAACAAUUGACUGAUGCUACCAUUUGCUUGGUCACUACCAGGGCUUAAAGAAACCUUACAAUCCUAUUCUGGGUGAGACAUUUCGCUGCUUUUGGCUUCACCCAAAUGGUACCAAGACACACUUUGUAGCCGAACAGGUUUCACAUCAUCCUCCAGUGUCAGCAUUUUAUGUGUCCAACAGAAAGGAGGGGUACGUGGUCAACUGCUCAUGCCUGGCCAAGUCAAAAUUUUAUGGAAAUUCAUCUUCUGCCAUUUUGGAUGGAACUGCAACAAUGACUCUUCUGCGGUUUGGAGAAGAAUAUGUGAUGUCCAUGCCUUAUGCUCACUGCAAAGGUAUUUUGAUCGGCACUCUAACAAUGGAAUUGGGAGGUGUCGUCACCAUAAACUGCGAGAAGACUGGGUACAAGGCUGAAAUUGAAUUUAAACUCAAGCCCUUCUGGAAGAAGAGUGGAGAAUCCAAUUACAUUAAUGGCAAGAUAAAAAUGGGCAAGGAGACGCUGUGUAGGAUAGAAGGAAAAUGGGAUAGCGAGAUUGUUAUCACAGACUUGAAAUCCCCAAUUCCUGCAGGGGAGACUGAACCUCUGCCUGAACUGUUUUGGGAUCCAACCCCUGAAAUCAGAAACCAGAGACUUCCAAGACAUUUGGUGGACUACAGCACUCAAGGAGAAUUUGAAUCUGAGAAAAUACUCAUUUCUCUUUCUCUGUCAAAAAUGGUUUAGGAAAAGGCAACAAAUGAGAAGUUUAUUCUUGAAGAAGCACAGCGGAAGGGUCACAGGGAGAGAAGAGAAGCAGGAGUGGAAUGGAUUCCUAAACUGUUUGAACGAGAUCCAGCUGCACCUAAUGCAAUCAACCGAUGGCUUUACAAGUACAGAGAUGUAAGACCAUGGGACCCAAUGACAGACCUAAAGGAAUAUGAACAUGAAGGUAUUGUCAAGACUCAGUACAGACUUAAAGCACCCAUGGUGCGAACAACCAGCCUUCUUAGUGUCCAAGCACCGGAUGCUAAGAAACCAAUAUCAAAGCGAAAACGGCCCUCGUCAGGUCGAUCUCGGGGCAGCGGUCAAGUGAAAGGAUCACGACGGAAUUCAAUAGACCGUUCAGGUGCGUCUACACCCGAUCCCGAAGCCGAACACUCAAGCAGUGUCGAGGACGAUGACGAUGAUUCAAGCAUCAAGGAAAGUAUUGACCUGGCAAGUCUAGAGAAGGUAUUUCAACCACUGAAGGAUUUGCAGAAGGAAUGCGUGCAGCAAAUGAGAGCCAUCAGAAGUGAUCUACGUCGCCAUUACUCCUCUCAUCAGGAUGACCUUACUACACUGCAAUUCAAAGACUGGCUCUUGCUACUCCUGUUUGUUAUCACUCAGGGUUUCUUCCAUUGGUACUACAGAUGAUCGUGGGUGUUUGUGAUUUGGGUUUAAGUACUUUAAAUGAUCUGAAAAAAUUUGAAGAAUAAUUUGAGUAUAGCAAAAAAGAAGUGCCAUCAUCUUUAAAUAUUUUAUCAUCCCAACAUGAAGUAAGAGGUUGGCUCUCAUUGCAGAAUAUAUUGCCAUAAGGAAAGCUCGUUUCUUGAGUAUAUUUGUAAGGGAAAAUGAUUCAAAACAAAGUCUGUAAAAUACCAUCAUCUUUAAAUAUUUUAUCAUCCCAUAUUUUAACAAAUAUGACGAAGUAAGAGGUUGGCUCUCAUUGCAAAAUAUAUUGCCAUGAGGAGAGCUUGUGUCUUGAGUAUAUUUGUGAGGGAAAGUGAUUCAAACAAACAACAAGCAUUUUUUCUUGAUUAAUCAUUGAAAUACUACAGUGCAAAAAUGUUGGAAAUCGAGAAGUCAUUAAGUUUUGCUGCAAAAGUUUUAGUAUAUCAUGCAGGAAUUUAAGUGGAGAAUUUGUCUAAAAUGGGUGUCAUUGGUUAUAAGACCACUGCUACACAUGAGGAAAUGAAAAUGAAUUUCAUUAAGGCUUUUUUUUUUUUUCAUGUCUGGUGAUUUUCCAGAUAAUGCUUAACCUUUACAUUGUUUUUUUGAAAAUGCUACUAACCAUCAAAUGGCUGCUUUGCAACAUAUUCAGAGUGAUUCUGGAUGAUAUCCUGAAGAAAACAAUUGGUUCGCAAAGUAUGUUCAUAGCACACUCGUAGUUGUUAUGGGCACUGAGUUUUGCCAAAAAACAAUUGGUGUUCAAACUAUGCUUGUGGUAUGUACAGAUCAGUGAUAAUGCGUAUUAUCUGUGGAAAAGACUUGACUCCAAAGUAUGUUUGUAACAGUUCAGGUUAAGCAUGCAAGCAGUUCGCAAUAGCUAAACAUGCCUGCUGCAUUUAAUUUAGCAUCGCUGAGGACAGCGAAGGAGAAAUGGAUAAAAGCUAAAUGAUGUUUCUCUUUACUCUUUGUUGGGUAUUAUUGAAAUGUAUUCAACAUUAAUUUUAAGGAAUGGCCACAAAGUUGAACAAAUGUGAUUUCACUUUUGUUCAUGCUUUGUAAUUGUACAUGUAUUGUUAAUAAUACGGAUAUCGAAUGUUGUAUUUUUAUAUCAUGCAAGAUAGUUGAGAUUGUUGUUGGAGGUGACACUUAAUGAUGUUAAGUAAUAGAAUCUCAGGGCUGGUCAGAUGGCACAACUUUUACUUCCAAAUGGUGUGUAUCUGUGUAACUGGGACCCAGUUUUGUCGUAAGCAAAAGUUGUGUUGUCUUGAUUGGCACCUGUAGAUAUCUAAUGUGAUUUUUUUAGAUUUUGGGAACCAAGAUAUAAUGAUAAUAGUAGCUAAGGAAAACAAAACCUAUAAAUAUCCAUCAAAUGCCACAUCUUUCUUUUCAUUUAACCCCCAAACAGGGAUAUUUUUCCUCAUGACAUUGUCCAUAACCCAGUACACAAGUGUACAUGUGUUACUGACAGUAAUUUGAGUGAAAAAAAAGUAGCACUAUUUGCUGUAAUACUCUAACACAAAACAUGAACUCACACAACAUGCCUCAGUCCAUCAGAGUAAGAGUAGCUAUUUUGUUUAUCCGAUCGGGACAAAACCAGUGGAAUGUUUUCCCAUGUUUUGUGCCAAGCGGAUGUCAAAUUUUUAGUCAUACUUUGUAUAAAUAAGUACAUUAGCAAAUUCAAAUUGGGGCUUGAAGUGUGAAAUUGGCUCUUUUUCAGAGUUGAACUACGUAAUAUUGCAGCGACCUUUUUGUGGCAAGGAGACAUGGGUUUUGUUGUCCCAUAUUGACAGGUAAGCUACUACUCACAUCUUGAGAGCAAGGGAGGACUUGCAGAUAAAACAUUUCUGCUCUGACAAUGGCAAAAACAUCUCUUGGUUUACUUGAAAGAAUAAUGAAAAUUGGAAACUCUUCCAGUAUUGAAGAUUGUUUUCAACAAUGGUACUCACCAUCACAAAUUUAAGAAACAAAAUUAGAGAUAUAUAUUCAAAGUUCAUUAUAAACGUUUUUAAAAAUUUGUCACAGUGCCCUGCAAUAUCAGAAACCCUGUACAAAAACAGUCAUAUUACUGAUUAAGAAGAUAUUUUACCCUUCUAUUUAUAAAAGUGACACAAAUUUAUUGGAAAAGUUAAAAUUAUUUAUGAUCAUGAUGUGGGUGUUACUUAAUGAUAAGAAGUUUUAAGAGCAAUUAUGUCAAGUUUUUGCUUGAUUUUUUUGAAACCCAGUCAAUUAUUGGACAAAUUAAAAGGGUAACCAUUGUAAUUUGCACUGUAUUUGAAAUAAACAUUAUUGGAAAUGGAAAUAGUUAAGUUCA
Orbicella faveolata is the source of this 8395-nucleotide messenger RNA. Its product is annotated as oxysterol-binding protein-related protein 8-like. Lineage: Eukaryota; Metazoa; Cnidaria; Anthozoa; Scleractinia; Merulinidae. The record is from RefSeq and is a predicted model, not a curated record. Gene Ontology annotation, molecular function: cholesterol binding. Gene Ontology annotation, cellular component: cortical endoplasmic reticulum; cytosol; membrane.